AUGGACCAACUGAAGCCAAGUCUUGUAAACUCUUGCCCUCUCACCCCUGUAACCUUCCUGGCAAGAGCUGCAACUGUUUAUGGUGAUUACCCUUCACUUGUCUACAACACUACCACCUACACGUGGACACAGACCUACCGUCGAUGCCUCCAACUGGCAUCAUCACUUUCAUCUCUCGGUAUCAAGACUGGCCACGUGGUAUCCGUUGUGGCCCCCAACAUUCCACCUAUGUACGAGCUCCACUUCGCAGUCCCCAUGUCUGGAGCCAUCCUUAACACCAUUAACACAAGGCUGGACGCCCUCACCGUAUCAUCAAUCCUGCAACAUAGCGAGUCAAAGCUCGUCUUUGUUGACCACAUUUUCAGCUCUCUCAUCCUGGAAGCCGUCUCUUUGUUCCCGCCUAAUACUGAAACCCCCCGUCUUGUUCUUGUGAAUGAUGAAGACACCUCAGCAUCAACCCUAAUUGGUUUCAUUGAUACUUAUGAAAACAUGGUAAAAAAGGGUAAUUCUGAGUUCAAGUGGAUUGAGCCAAAGAGUGAAUGGGACCCUAUGGUUUUAAACUACACAUCUGGCACAACUUCUUCUCCAAAAGGUGUGGUCCUUUCUCACAAGGGCCUGUUCGUUGCCACCAUUAAUUCACUUAUUGAUUGGUCAGUAUCGAAUCAGCCAGUCUACUUGUGGACCCUGCCAAUGUUUCAUGGCAACGGGUGGUGCUAUACUUGGGGUAUGGCUGCCGUCGGUGCAACCAACAUUUGCCUCCGUAAAAUUGACGUAUCAACGAUCUACACUUUGAUUAAAAAACAUAAGGUGACAUACAUGUGUGGUGCACCGGUAGUGCUCAAUAUGCUAUCAAACUAUCGGAAUGCUGAACGUAUUGAACAUCCUGUCCACAUUCUUACUGGCGGCGCUCCACCACCAGCGCCUGUCUUUUUAGAAUCUGGAGUAAGUGUUAAACGAGAUGGGUUAGCGUGUGGCGAGCUCGUUUUACGAGGAGGGUCUCUCAUGUUAGGCUAUCUUAAAGAUCCGAAAACUACAUCCAAAUGCAUGAAAGAUAAUGGUUGGUUUUAUACUGGAGAUGUGGCUGUAAUGCAUCCGGAUGGUUAUGUAGAGAUCAAAGAUCGAUCAAAGGAUGUAAUUAUAAGUGGUGGAGAAAACAUAAGCAGUGCUCAGGUUGAAUCCGUAUUGUAUUCUCAUCCUAUGAUUAAUGAAGCAGCCGUGGUGGCUCGACCGGACCCGUUUUGGCAGGAGACGCCAUGCGCUUUUGUAUGUUUGAAGAAUGACUUCUUGGCAAGUGAACUUACUGAGAAGGAGAUAAUAGACUUUUGCAGGGCGAGGUUGCCGCACUACAUGGUUCCGAAGACUGUCGUCUUCAAGAGAAAGCUUCCUAAGACCGCUACAGGGAAAAUUAAGAAAUUUGUGCUCAGAGAAAUGGCCAAGAAAAUGUUUUAUUCACGUAUUUAG
Pistacia vera is the source of this 1461-nucleotide messenger RNA. Its product is annotated as probable acyl-activating enzyme 4. The record is from RefSeq and is a predicted model, not a curated record. Lineage: Eukaryota; Viridiplantae; Streptophyta; Magnoliopsida; Sapindales; Anacardiaceae.